AUGUCACCAUCGUCUGCCAACCCCUUCCCUUCUUUUCCCCUAACAGGGAUACAAUUUCCUACAACCCCCCUCGUAUUAUCUUCAUACCAACAUGCGAAAAAGUACGCGACCCCAGGUGUCUUAAACCAUGUCCUCCGAAGUGCAGCUUUUUGUCUCCUGCUUCAGAAGAAAAUACCCGAGUUUGUUAAGCUCGGUGACUCUCUUGACAUGGAGCUCGUUGUCGUAAGCUGUCUUCUCCACGACCUGGCUUGGUCCAAGACGAAGGCGCUUGUCACGAACACGAGACGCUUUGAGGUUGAUAGUGCGAACCUCUCCCGUGAGUUCAUAAACGCAACGUCGGAGAAGGAUGGCACUUGGGAACAAGGUAGUCGCCGUAUGCAGAUUGCCUGGGACGCCAUCGCCCUUCAUACAAUGGAGACCAUUGCACCUUGGAAAGAGCCUGAAGUCGCGCUUGUUCACUUCGGUGUCCAUGGAGAUCUUCUUGGACCAAAUUUGCACCUCCUCGGUCUGCCGGAGGACCUACCUAACUUGGAGGGCGUUAUAACAGAAGAAGAGUUCAAGGAGAUUUCUAACGCGUUUCCGCGCAUGCAUUUUGCAGAUGAGUUUAAGGAGAUCUUUUGUGGCUUGUGCCGGGAUAGAGGUCGUUACUCUUUUGAUAGUAAUGUGGAGAAGUACGGAUUGGAGUGGGGAUAUGAUGGGAAGGGAGCUGGAGUAGAGGAGUUCAAGAAGUUGGUGGAAGAUGCUCAGCGAGCUAAGAGCCUGUAUGGCAUCAUGAGUGCUAUUGAUAAGCUCUUAGAUAAAGCUUAG
Molecule: messenger RNA, 807 nt
Organism: Fusarium musae
Lineage: Eukaryota; Fungi; Ascomycota; Sordariomycetes; Hypocreales; Nectriaceae
Exons: 1
Coding region: 1-807 (268 amino acids)
Source: RefSeq, a predicted model, not a curated record